Molecule: messenger RNA, 550 nt
Organism: Ceratitis capitata (Mediterranean fruit fly)
Lineage: Eukaryota; Metazoa; Arthropoda; Insecta; Diptera; Tephritidae
Product: LIRP
Exons: 2
Coding region: 21-407 (128 amino acids)
Cellular component (GO): extracellular region
Molecular function (GO): hormone activity
Source: RefSeq, a predicted model, not a curated record
AACAAAUUACACAAACGAUAAUGUCAACAAUGAAUUUAAUUAAAAUCUGCACUUUACUCACCACGUUGUUGGUGUGUGUCCAACGGAGUGCGUGUGAGCAAAGUGUUUGCGGCCCAGCGCUAGAUUCGGUGCUCAGCACUAUCUGCGAGAACGGUUUCAAUACGAAGUUCAAAAAGUCUUUGGAAUGGGAUGAUUUGGGUAAAAAUGAUUUGGAUAAAAAUUACUUGGAUACAAAAGAUUUGGAUGAUGAAAUGAUCUUCCCGUAUGCAGCCUUUCCCUUCUUGGCGAAAAUUCAUGGUGGCCAAGUCGAUACAGUGGCCAAGUCUCGUCGGCGCCGUGAGGGUGUUUACGAUGAAUGUUGUCGCAAACCUUGCAAAAUGAGCGAAUUGCGGGCCUAUUGCAAGUAAAUACUUUUAGUUCGAUAUAUCUGUGAAUGGAUUUUGACUCGAUGCUCAAUGAAAAUCGGCACACUUGUUAUAAUAAUCAACUAAGUGUUUAUAUGAAAAUUAAUUCUAAAUGUUAUGCACUGUUAAAGAAACUCCAAAAAUAG